GUACAAUUCAUGUCGUAGUCGCAGGCGGUCGAGUUUCCAUACACCUUCUAUUCGCUUCCACCGCCUCGUCGCGCUAGUGUGUGUGCUCCCCAUUUCUUCGUCGUCCUCUCUCUCGCCUUGCAAUCCCCCAACCUCACUAACUGACUUCUCUGACCUGCUUUUGCCAUCUGCUUUUUUGGCACUCUCGCACAUACUCACCCAUUCCACUUCACCACCCUCACAUCCAAUUUCUGCUCCACCAUGUCUACCGUCACUCCAGAAGUCACUUGGGCGCAGCGCUCCUCCACCUCGGAGCCCGAGAAGAACUACAUCUUCCUCACCAUCGUUGCUACCGAUGUUCCUGAAUCAGACAAACAGCUCGAUUUGACAGACAGCAAACUUAGCUUCAAGGGUACCUCAACGUCCAAGAAGGUCACAUAUGCCGUUGACCUGGAGUUCUUCGCCGAGAUCGACCCCAAGGAGUCUAAAAUUCACCACACCGGCCGCGACAUCGAGCUGGUCCUGCGCAAGAAGGAGCUCAAGGAGGAGUACUGGCCGCGCCUGCUCAAGGACAAUAAGAAGAUGCACUUCCUCAAGACGAAUUUUGACAAGUGGGUCGACGAGGACGAGCAAGACGAAGCCCCCGAUGACGAGGACUACAUGUCCAAGAUGAACCCCAUGGGUGCCGGAGGCGACGGUGGUUUCGGCGGCAUUGACUUCUCCAAACUGGGUGCGGCUCAAGGCGCAGGAGGACUACCAGGCAUGGGAGAUCUUGGCGGCGAGGGUGAGGACAGCGAUGAUGAAGACGACGACGAGGAUAUGCCCCCACUGGAGGGCGAUGAGAAGGCUGAAGCUUUGGGAUCGAAGAAGAUUGAGGAGGUCGCGUAA
Periconia digitata is the source of this 867-nucleotide messenger RNA. NCBI's taxonomy places the organism in Eukaryota, Fungi, Ascomycota, Dothideomycetes, Pleosporales, Periconiaceae. The record is from the annotation of a GenBank genome assembly.